AUGUCAACUGCUACUUAUCAAGAGAGGGCUGCACGCCAUCCUAGUCCCGUUGCUUCAAAGCUACUGAGUCUGAUGCAUGAGAAGAAGACGAACCUGUGUGCUUCGGUAGACGUUCAGACGACCGCCGAGCUGCUGAAAUUGGUGGAUACCCUAGGUCCUUACAUUUGCCUGCUGAAGACCCAUGUCGAUAUCAUCUCAGACUUCAGCUUCGAGGGCACAGUCAAGCCUCUCAAAGAGCUGGCCAGCAAGCACAAUUUUUUGAUCUUCGAAGACAGAAAGUUUGCUGACAUUGGCAAUACGGUCAAGCUUCAGUACUCAUCUGGUGUUUAUAAGAUUGCCGAGUGGGCCGAUAUUACCAACGCUCACGGUGUCACUGGCGCUGGGAUUGUCACCGGUCUCAAACAGGCUGCCCAGGAAACCACUACGGAACCCAGAGGCCUUCUGAUGCUCGCAGAGCUCUCUUCCAGGGGCUCGCUGGCCCACGGCGAAUACACAAAGGGCACCGUCGAGAUUGCCAAGACAGACAAGGACUUCGUGAUUGGGUUUAUCGCCCAAAGAGACAUGGGCGGAAGAGACGAGGGCUUCGAUUGGCUGAUCAUGACCCCGGGAGUCGGUCUCGACGACAAGGGCGACGCUCUUGGACAGCAGUACAGAACCGUGGACGAAGUUGUCUCCACGGGCUCCGACAUCAUAAUCGUCGGCAGAGGCCUGUUUGCGAAGGGAAGAGACCCCAAAGUGGAGGGCGAACGUUACCGUGCAGCCGGAUGGAAGGCAUACGAAAAGAGAUGCCAGGCCAGAGCCGUCUAG
This is a messenger RNA of Torulaspora globosa, 807 nucleotides long. RefSeq names its product orotidine-5'-phosphate decarboxylase (gene URA3). Lineage: Eukaryota; Fungi; Ascomycota; Saccharomycetes; Saccharomycetales; Saccharomycetaceae. The record is from RefSeq and is a predicted model, not a curated record. Gene Ontology annotation, molecular function: orotidine-5'-phosphate decarboxylase activity. The transcript has a single exon. Bases 1 to 807 code for a protein of 268 amino acids. Gene Ontology annotation, biological process: 'de novo' pyrimidine nucleobase biosynthetic process; 'de novo' UMP biosynthetic process. Gene Ontology annotation, cellular component: cytosol.